Messenger RNA from Nerophis lumbriciformis (worm pipefish), 9141 nucleotides. It is a transcript of the gene tenm2a, whose product is annotated as teneurin transmembrane protein 2a. Gene Ontology annotation, molecular function: protein heterodimerization activity; cell adhesion molecule binding; protein homodimerization activity. The record is from RefSeq and is a predicted model, not a curated record. Gene Ontology annotation, cellular component: neuron projection; membrane. Gene Ontology annotation, biological process: neuron development; heterophilic cell-cell adhesion; signal transduction. NCBI's taxonomy places the organism in Eukaryota, Metazoa, Chordata, Actinopteri, Syngnathiformes, Syngnathidae.
UGACGUCUCUUCACAGCAUGUCCGCCAGCCCGUGUGCGUCUUUCGUCGUGUUGAAGAGCCUCUUCAUGUCUGCACUGCUGUUGAUGUCUCGCUUCUAAAGUUAGCUUUUUUUUUUUUUUUUUUUUUUUUGCUGCCGCCUGCUUCCACACCGAAUGGAUUGCUCCGGUUGAGCCCCGCGUCUGCUGGGAUGCUGCGCUGGACGGUUUUUUUCGCCCACCCUCUCCUGCGUCUUGUCCGCAUGCUGGAAAGCGCCUGACCGGGCGAUGAAAAGUAGCCACUGAAAAAAACAACAAAUAAACAGUUUUAUUUUGGCGGGAAAGGACGAAGAAAGUUGAAGGAGGAGGAGGAUUAUGCAGUGAACGCUGCACAUACCUGGGAUAUAGGUGACUAACAGUGGAGAUUACCUCUAGCGAGGCCAACCAGAAGUUGUAUCUACCCAAUACCUGCAUCCACACACACUAGCAUGGAUCUGAAGGACCGAAGGCAACGCUCUAUGACCAGCUCCAAGGACUCCCCUUACAACACCUCAUCUCUGGAGGCAGAUGAAUGCCGCGUGCCGACCCAGAAGUCUUACAGUUCCAGUGAAACGCUCAAGGCUUUCGAGCACGAGCACAGGCUGCACUACAGCGGCUGUGUGACUGACCUUGUUCACCACGAGGCUGAUGAGUACUCAAGACAAGGACUCCUGGAGUUCUCUCCUGUCCUCCGGUACUUCAUCUCAGUGGGAGGGAGACAACCGAAGAAGAAGCAAACUGGGGGGAACUUUACCCUGGCCGAGCUGGGAGUGUGCGAGCAAACGCCCGUUCCACAUUCUGCCGCCGUCCCCUACUGUCCGGAACUCGGGCUCCUCCAGAGGGGCUAUUCCCUCAGUGCUGGCUCCGAUGCAGACUCUGACCCAGACGGCCCACUGUCCCCUGACAGAGCCAUCCAGCUUUGGGCCGGAGGAGGAAGAGUUAAGUCCCGACGCAGCUCAGGAGUGUCCAGUCAUGAGAACUCGGCCCUGACUCUCACCGACUCUGAGAAUGACAAUAAGUCUGAUGACGAAGCAGCUUAUCUAGAUGAGGAGGAGGAUGCGGAUCCAUUUGGAGACUAUGUGAUCAGUCGCCCACUGCCUCCAACCUCUUCCUCCUCCUUGCUCCCUCCGUCCCUUCCGUCCUCCUCGUCCGCCCCACACCACCCAUCCCCCGGCCCUUCUCCACCCAUCAGGGAGUGUCAGGUGCCCCUCCUGGAGAAAAAUUCAACCCAUUCUCACCUGGAGACCCACCCGGAAGACUCAUAUUUGCUGCGGGCUCAGACGUCUUCCACGGGGGUAGCAAACCACCACACCCAGUCCAAGCUACGGCCUCCACUGCCCCCACCGCACAACCAUCACACCUUGUCGCACCAGUCUGCAAACAGCCUGAACAGAAACACCCUGAGAGGGGGGCGGAACCCCAUUCACGCCCCCAGUACUGGCCCCGGCGAGGGACCCACCACACCAGAGUCUGUGCAGCUUCAAGACAGCUGGGUGCUCAACAGUAACGUCCCGCUAGAAACCAGGCACUUCUUAUUCAAGACAUCGUCUGGGACCACCCCUCUCUUCAGUAGCUCCUCUCCUGGCUACCCUCUCACCUCGGGAACAGUGUAUUCUCCGCCCCCUCGUUUGCUACCCAGAAACACCUUUUCCCGCUCAGCCUUCAAGCUAAAGAAGCCGUCUAAAUACUGCAGCUGGAAGUGUGCAGCUGUGACGGCCAUUGCUGCUGCUGCCCUACUGGCCAUCUUACUAUCCUACUUCAUCGCGAUCAACUUGCUGGGUUUGACGUGGCAGCUGAAGCCGUCCGAUGGCCCCGUGUUAAACAACGGACUGGGGACAGGCCUGCCUGUUAACAGCGAUGUGGCCACACUGCCUUCUGGAGGCAGAGUUUCUUUCCCCCUCGCACCAGGACCAUGGGCGGGACGGAACAGCAGCAUAGACACAGGCAACAUUGAUGUGGGGAGGCGAGUCACCCAAGAAGUCCCACCUGGAGUGUUUUGGAGGUCCCUGCUUUACCUCAGCCAAGCCCAGUUCCUCAAGUUCAACAUAUCCUUGGGCAAGGAUGCCUUGUUUGGCGUGUACAUCCGCAAGGGCCUGCCACCCUCCCAUGCACAGUACGACUACAUGGAGCGCUUGGAUGGGAAGGAGAAAUGGAGCGUGGUGGAAUCUCCCAGAGAAAGGAGGAGCAUCCAAACUGUGGUCCUCAAUGAGGCUGUUUUUGUUCAGUACCUGGAUGCUGGAGCCUGGCAUUUGGCUUUCUACAACGAUGGUCGCGAGAGGGAAACAGUUUCCUUUAGUACCAACAUUAUGGAUUCAGUGCAAGAGUGCCCGCGCAAUUGCCAUGGUAACGGAGAGUGCAAUUCUGGUGUGUGCCACUGCUUCCCCGGAUUCCACGGCAUGGACUGCUCCAAAGCGGCAUGCCCAGUGCUGUGCAGCGGCAACGGCCAAUACGACAAGGGCUCCUGUGUGUGUUACAGCGGUUGGAAAGGACCCGAGUGCGACGUCCCCGUCACACAGUGCAUUGACCCUCUUUGCAGCGGCCACGGCACCUGCACCAAUGGCAACUGUGUGUGCUCCAUCGGCUACAAAGGGCAGAACUGUGCAGAAGUGGAUUGCCUGGACCCAACAUGUUCCAACAAUGGCAUUUGUGUGAACGGGGAGUGCCACUGUAAGCCAGGAUGGGGAGGACUCCACUGUGAGCUGCCCCGGGCUCAGUGUCCGGACCAGUGCCACGGCCACGGUGCUUUCAUUCCAGACACUGGACUGUGCAGCUGUGACCCCAACUGGAUGGGCCCUGACUGCUCUAUGGAGGUGUGUUCUGUGGACUGCGGGACACACGGAGUGUGUAUGGGUGGAACUUGUCGCUGCGAGGAGGGCUGGACGGGUGCAGGCUGUGACCAGCGUGUGUGCAACCCGCUCUGCAUCAAACAUGGAACCUGCAAGGAUGGCAAGUGUCAGUGUCACCAGGGCUGGAAUGGAGAGCACUGCACUAUUGACCAUGGGAGUAUGGUUGACAAAGCAGAUGGCUGUCCUAACCUAUGUAAUGGGAAUGGCCAGUGCACCAUGGCACAGCAGAGCUGGCAUUGUGAAUGUCAGACUGGUUGGAGGGGUCCUGGGUGCAGUGUUGCUAUGGAGACCUCCUGCGCUGACAACAAGGACAAUGAAGGAGACGGACUAACCGACUGCAUGGACCCUGACUGCUGCAUCCAAAGUCCCUGUCAGAACAGCCCGCUGUGUCGAGGCUCCAGGGACCCCCUGCAGGUCAUACAACAGAUCCCUUUGUCCCAGACCCGCGUCCACUCCUUCUACGACCGCGUUAAGAUGCUGGUGUCACGGGAUGGCACCCACGUGAUCCCCGGGGAAAACCCAUUCAACUCCAGUUUGGCAUCCCUUAUCCGGGGUCAGGUGUUGACGACAGAUGGAACUCCUCUGGUGGGGGUGAAUGUGUCUUUUGUCAACUAUCCCCACUACGGAUACACGCUGACUCGUCAGGAUGGAAUGUUUGACCUGAUAGCUAAUGGUGGCGCAUCAUUGACUCUGCGAUUCCAACGUGCCCCCUUCCUGAGCCAGGAGCGCACCGUGUGGCUGCCAUGGAGCCAGUUUUAUGCUAUGGACACUGUGGUGCUUAAGACAGAAGAGAACACAAUCCCUGGCUGUGACCUGAGUGGCUUCGUCAGGCCUGAUCCUCUUGUGAUUGCAUCCCCUCUCUCCUCCUUCUUCAGCUCCAAGCCAGGGGAGAAACCCAUCAUACCGGAGACUCAGGUGUUGCAUGAACAGAUCGAGGUACCCGGCACAAGCCUGAAGCUGUGCUACCUGAGUUCCAGGACGCAUGGUUACCGCUCUUUGCUCAAGGUGACCAUGACUCCUGCCGUGGUUUCCAUGGGUCUGCUGAAGGUUCACCUGAUGGUCGCAGUGGAAGGCCACCUCUUUCAGAAGUGGUUUCACGCAUCGCCCAAUUUAGCCUACACUUACAUCUGGGAUAAGACAGAUGCGUAUGGGCAGAGGGUCUACGGGCUGUCACAGGCUGUUGUGUCGGUGGGCUAUGAGUACGAGUCGUGUGCCAGUCUCAUUCUGUGGGAGAAGAGGACCGCCAUCCUCCAAGGAUACGAACUGGAUUCCUCCAGUCUGGGUGGCUGGUCGCUGGACAAGCACCAUAUACUCAAUACACGCAGUGGCAUUCUUCAUAAGGGAAGCGGAGAAAACGUCUUUGUGACGGAGCAGCCUCCGGUCAUCACGAGCGUCAUGGGUAAUGGCCGCAGACGCAGUAUCUCCUGCCCCAGUUGCAAUGGCCUUGCCGACGGCAAUAAGCUGCUGGCACCAGUUGCCCUGGCGAUGGGCAUCGACGGCAGCCUUUACGUAGGGGACCUCAACUUUGUACGCAGGGUUUUCCCAUCCCUGAACACCACCGGCAUCCUGGAACUGAGGAACAAAGAUUUCAGACACAGCAAUAAUCCAACCCAUAAGUAUUUCCUGGCAAUAGAUCCAUUAUCUGGGGCUUUGUUCAUCUCCGACACCAACUCCCGACGAAUUUACCGUGUUCGUUCAUUAACGGGUGGUCGCCUGUUGUCUGACAACGCCGAGGUGGUGGCUGGGACUGGAGAGCAGUGCCUGCCCUUUGAUGAACGCUGCGGCGACGGCGGCAAAGCCACUGAAGCUACACUUAUGAGCCCGAAAGGUAUCGCCGUGGAUAAAAAUGGCCUGAUGUAUUUUGUGGACGCCACUAUGAUCCGUAAGGUGGACCAAAACGGCAUCAUCUCCACUCUGCUGGGGGCCAACGAUCUGACCGCCGUACGACCACUGAGCUGUGACACCAGCAUGGACGUGAGCCAGGUACGUCUGGAGUGGCCUACAGACUUAGCUGUAAACCCCAUGGACAACUCUCUCUACGUCCUAGAGAACAAUGUCAUUCUGCGCAUUACUGAGAACCACCAGGUGAGCAUCAUAGCAGGCCGGCCUAUGCACUGCCAGGUGCCAGGUAUCGACUACAGCCUCAGCAAGCUGGCCAUCCACGCUGCCCUUGAGAGCGCCACAGCCAUCGCUCUGUCCCACACCGGCAUUCUGUACAUCGCUGAGACCGAUGAGAAAAAGAUUAACCGUGUCAGACAGGUGAGCACCAAUGGAGAAAUCUCCCUCCUGGCCGGAGCCGCUUCCGACUGCGACUGCAAGAACGACGUCAACUGCAACUGCUUCUACGGCGACGACGGCUACGCCCCGGAUGCCGGCUUGAACUCUCCCACCUCCUUGGCUGUGUCCCCCGAUGGAACGCUCUUCAUCGCCGAUCUCAACAACAUACGCAUCAGAGGCGUGCGAGCGAACCGGCCCGGACCUGCGAUCUCUAGUCCGGGCUACAGUGGAUCUGGGGGCCCGCAAUAUGAGGUGGCGUCUCCUCGGGAACAGGAGCUGUAUGUCUUUAAUGCGGAGGGGCUUCACAUCCAAACCAUUAGCCUUGUGACCGGAGAGCCACUUUAUAACUUCACCUACAGUGCAGAUGGCGAGUUGACCAGCCUGAUGGACAAUUGCAAUAAUUCCGUUAAAGUGAGGAGGGAAGGUCUGGGUCAGGGAGGAGGAGCAGGCCUGCUCCGACUGGUUCUCCUGCCAGAGAAUCAAGUGGUGACGUUGGGGCUGGAUCCCAGCGGAGGGCUGCGCAGUGUGUCAGCCAUGGGCCAAGAGGUGGCUCUGAUGGGCUACAGCGGCAGCACAGGCCUGCUCGCUACAAAAGCUGAUGAGACCGGCUGGACCACCUUUUACCAGUAUGACAGCGAGGGUCGCCUGACCAACGUGACGUACCCCACGGGCAUGGUAACAAGUCUCCAUCGUGAGAUCGAGCGUUCCAUCACCAUCGACAUCGAGAGCUCCAGCAGAGAUGACGACGUGACUGUCGUCACUAACCUGUCUUCUGUAGAAGCCUCGUACACGGUGGUGCAAGACCAGGUAAGGAACAACUACCAGCUGUGCAACAAUGGCACCCUGAGAGUGAUGUAUGCCAAUGGAAUGGGCAUAAGCUUCCACACAGAGCCUCAUAUCCUCGCAGGGUCUGUCAGUCCGACAAUUGGUCGCAGGAAUAUAACGCUUCCUACAGACAAUGGCCUCAACUCCAUUGAAUGGCGUCUACGUAAAGAGCAGACCAAGGGAAAGAUAACCGUCUUUGGCAGGAAGCUGAGGGCACAUGGCCGCAACCUCCUCUCCAUCGAUUUUGACCGCAACACGCGCACAGAGAAGAUUUACGAUGAUCACCGGAAGUUUACACUGCGCAUCAUGUACGAUGCCCAGGGCCGGCCAGCUAUGUGGUUGCCCAGCAGCAGCCUGGCAGUGGUCAAUGUGUCCUAUUCAUCCACUGGGCAGCUUGUCGGCCUGCAGAGGGGGAGCAUGAGCGAGAGGACCGAGUUCGAUCCCCAUGGACGCAUCCUGUCUCGUACUUUUGUGGACGGGAAGGUGUGGAGUUACAGUUAUCUUGAUAAAUCCAUGGUGUUGUUGCUGCAGAGCCAAAAGCAGUAUAUCUUUGAGUUUGAUACCUCAAACCGGGUGACGGCUGUCACCAUGCCGAGCGUGGCCCGCCACACCAUGUUCACACACGUGUCCAUUGGAUACAUCCGUAACACUUACAAUCCCCCAGAAAGCAACGCCUCCAUCAUUCACGACUUCAGCGAAGACGGCAGGCCUCAGGCCACACAUUACCUAGGAACCGGCCGGCGUGUCCUCUACAAGUACGGCAAGCUGGCCAAGCUGUCGGAGAUUGUGUAUGACAGCACCGCGGUCACUUUUGGCUACGACGAGACAGCCGGCGUGCUGAAGAUGGUCAAUCUGCAGAGCGGUGGCUUCUCAUGCACCAUCCGCUAUCGCAAAAUGGGCCCGCUCAUCGACAAGCAAAUCUAUCGCUUCAGCGAGGAGGGGAUGGUCAACGCAAGGUUUGACUACACCUACCACGACAACAGUUUCCGAAUCGCCAGCAUGAAACCAGUCAUCAGUGAAACCCCUCUACCCGUCGACCUCUACAGAUAUGAUGAAAUCUCUGGAAAGGUGGAGCACUUUGGAAAGUUUGGGGUCAUUUACUACGACAUCAAUCAAAUCAUCACCACGGCUGUGAUGACGCUGAGUAAGCAUUUCGACACCCACGGUCGCAUCAAGGAGGUCCAGUACGAGAUCUUCCGUUCCCUCAUGUACUGGAUGACAGUGCAGUACGACAGCAUGGGACGGGUGGUGAAAAGGGAGCUCAAGAUCGGGCCCUACGCCAACACCACUCAGUAUCGCUAUGAUUACGACGGAGACGGACAGCUCACCGGGGUCAAGGUGAACGACUGGUCAACAUGGCGUUACAGCUACGACCUGAACGGUAACCUUCAUCUGCUGAACCCCGGGAACAGCGCUCGCAUCAUGCCGCUACGCUAUGACCUCCGUGAUCGCAUCACACGACUGGGCGAUGUCCAGUACCGCCUGGAUGAAGACGGUUACCUCAGCCAGCGGGGGUCUGACAUGUUUGACUACAACUCAAAGGGUCAGCUGCUGAGGGCCUACAAUCGGGGACCUGGCGGCUGGAGCGUGGUGUAUCACUACGACGGGCUAGGCCGCAGAGUCUCGACAAGGAACAGCCUCGGACAGCACCUUCAGUUCUUUUAUGCUGAUCUCAACCAUCCAACGAGGGUGACCCACAUCUUCAACCACUCCAGCUCCGAAAUAUCCUCGCUCUACUAUGACCUGCAGGGUCAUGUGUUUGCCAUGGAGGUAAGCAGUGGUGAGGAAUACUACAUAGCAUCUGAUAACACCGGAACACCCUUAGCUGUUUUUAGCAGCAAUGGACAGAUGAUCAAACAGUUGCAGUACACAGCUUAUGGGGAGAUUUAUCUGGACUCCAAUCCAGAAUUCCAGCUCGUGGUUGGAUUUCAUGGUGGUCUUUAUGACUCACUGACCAAGCUGGUCCACUUCACCCAGCGUGACUAUGACGUCUUGGCGGGGCGCUGGACCUCACCGGACUACAGCAUCUGGCCCAAGAUUGGGAAGGAUCCGUCUCCGUUUAAUUUGUACAUGUUUAAGAACAACAAUCCCCUCAGUGACAUGUUGGAUGUCAAAAAUUAUGUCACAGAUGUGAAGAGUUGGUUGGUGAUGUUUGGCUUCCAGCUGAGUAACAUAAUCCCAGGAUUCCCCCGACACUCACUCUACUUUGUGGAGCCGCCGUAUGAGCUGCAGGCUACUCAGCACUGUGAAAAUGGACAGCUCAUCACCGGAGUGCAGCAGGCAGCGGAGCGUCACAACCAGGCGUUCAUGGCUUUGGAGGGUCGCCUUCUCAACAAGGAACGGCGCAGACGCAAGGACAAGCCAGGCCACUGGUUCGGCACCAGCACCCCUAUCGUCGGCCGCGGGGUGAUGCUGGCGCUGAAGGAGGGCAGAGUGGUGGCCGGCGUGUCGUCUUUGGCCGGCGACGACAGCCGCAAAGUGGCUCUGGUGCUGGACGGCGCUCAGUACCUGGAAGGCACGCACUACACGCAGGAGGGGAAGGACUGCCACUACCUGGUGAAAGUCGGCUCGGCCGACAGCGACCUCCUGGCCUUGGGGCUGACAAACGGCCGCAAGUCGCUGGAGAGCGGCAUCAACGUGACAGUGAGCGGGCGCUCCAGGAGGGGCGUGACCGUGGAGUUCGCCGUGCCGUCGUUGGUGCUGAGCGUUCGUUACGGGCUCUCUGCGGACGUGGUGGACGAGGAGAAGGUAAGACUGUUGGAGCUGGCUCGACAGAGGGCCUUGGCGGGGGCCUGGUCCAAGGAACAGCAGAAGGCCAGAGACGGGAAAGGAGGCAGUCGCCUCUGGACUGAAGGAGAGCGACAACAGCUCCUCACGGCGGGCCGGGUACAAGGCUACGACGGCUACUAUGUACUACCUGCGGAGCAGUACCCAGAACUGGCCGACAGCAGCAACAACAUCCAGUUCCUCCGACAGAACGAGAUGGGCAGGAGGUAACAGCCCACCUCGCGUCAGUCCUGCUCAUCCUAACCCUUUCUUUCAUUCCCGGCCACCAGACGGGGUUACUCAUGGAACGCUGCAGGAAAGCCUCGCAAAACUAUUAUUAAUCGUACUGCCACAGGCAAAAAAAAAAACAACAAAAAAAACAAGUCAAGUUUCUUUAAAAAAAAAAAAAAACA